AUGGCAGGAGGCUUAAUGAACUCAAUCCAUGCCCCGAAGGCGCAUCAACCACCGCCUUCCUCAUCGCAACCCCAAUCUCACCAUUCUCAUGACGAGGGCGACUCCUUCCACGAUGGUCCAGGCCCAAAGUCCAAGAGGAACCGGCCACCACGCAAGAAGCAACUCAUGAAAUACAUCCCAAAGCCGGACCCCGAGCCUCAGCAGCAAUCACCACCAGCAGCGGCGGCGGCAGCAGCAGCAUCAGCGCCCGUUAAGCCUCCUUCUCCACCAAGGAAGACAUCGCCUAAACGACAGACGCAGGCUCAAGCUCAACCAAAGCCACCCGUCACCGUCGCUCCCAAUCCUCCACCUCCCAUCACCACGACCACCUCCAUCCCCAUCAGGACCAACACCUCUCCCAUCGCGAAAUCACCCACCACUCCCAAAUCCCCCGUCCGCGUUAGCCCCUCCGCCAAACACGAACUGAUUCGCUACACCAAGAUCGUCCGCCGCCUCAAAUGGAAGCUGCCCUUCCUAGCAUCUGGCUACGCCCUCGCGCUUAAGGGGCGCGAUCCCAAGCACGGCGACGCCGUCAUCAGCGGCGUCGUGCUCAACGAGGGGGAGAUCAUGUUCAAGCUUGAUUUCUUUGAGUACUACAUGCUUAUCGAGCGCGCACUGGUGCAUUUGUUGGGGGUGUUUGGGAUUACAGUUAGUGGAGAUGGGAUUCGCGGAAAGGGGUUGGCGGGGAGUCGGUUUAGUGGGCAAGGUUGUCAGGCUGGAGGAGGAGGAGGAGGAGGAAGGGAGAGUAAGGGGGGUAGCCGUGGGGGAAGUCCUAAGGAGGGUUCACCUAAUCGUGCUGUUGCGGCGGGGGAAGCGGCUUCUGGGAAUGGGGGAAAGUUCCAGCAUCGGUAUCACGCCCAUGUGCUGGAAGCGUUCGAUUCGCCUGUUCACCCACUACAUGACAUCUUGGGCAAGGGGGAAGUGCGCAAGCAACUGCAGCGGGCAAAGGACUUGCGUAACCGGUGGAAGACGGCUGAUUCGGAGGCGGAGGAGGAUGAGCGGCGGAAGCUGACAGCGCCGCUGGAGAGUUAUGAUGUGGAGAAGAUGCUGGAGACGAUCUUCCAGGGGUUUGACGCGGCGUUCUUGAUUGCCGAGUGGCAUGUCAGAGACAAGGAGGGUGGUUUGGAGAAGGGCGCGCAGUCCAAGUCGCUGAACUGGGCAGAUGAUGAUGAUGAGGAUGGUGAUGCGACCAUGAUGGAUUGGGCGGCGCAGGAGGCUGAUCAGUGGGAGUUUAUGGUGGAUGCUAUGGAUUGGGAAGCUGUCUGA
Messenger RNA from Sordaria macrospora k-hell, 1305 nucleotides. RefSeq lists its product as uncharacterized. The record is from RefSeq and is a predicted model, not a curated record. NCBI's taxonomy places the organism in Eukaryota, Fungi, Ascomycota, Sordariomycetes, Sordariales, Sordariaceae.